UAUUAAUGUAAUUUAAAUAAAACUAUCAUACGUAAUUAUUUUUUGUCAUACUAAAUUAAGACAUUUAAUUUAAUUCAAGAGUAUUACAUAUGUCUCCGUAUAGACAGUGUGGAUCGUUACAAAAUAUAAUUCAUGCGUAUCUCUUUUUUACAGCAGCGCACUGCUUGCUAUGGGACUAUUUUGGUACAACAACUUACACUCCAGUAAACAUUAAUAUGGUGGACGUGGUUCUGGGGCGAUUUAACUUGGACGAAUUGCGCGGAGAUGGAUUUGCCAAACGGAAAAUCGCGAGCUACGUGAUUCACCCCGAUUAUGCGCUCUAUGUCAAUGCUGGUUCCGAUCUUGCGGUUUUGACCCUCAACAACGUCGUCGAAUUCAAUCCUCUUAUCAGGCCUAUUUGCCUAUGGUCCGACUCAAGUAAACUUGAAGACGUCGUUAGUAGGACGGGAUAUGUCGUAGGAUGGGGUGGAGACGAGGUUGAUCGUGAUGUUGCAGAUCAACGGAUGGUGAGGGCGAAUAUAGUGAGUCACGAGACUUGUCUCUCGGCUGAUGCUGUAUACCUUAGUGUGAUCUCGAAUAACACCUUCUGCGCUGAUUCGCGAGACGGACUGGGUCCUUGCAAUGGUGAUGGUGGGAACGGGCUGAUACUUCUAAACAAUAUUACAGACAGUUAUGAGUUGCGUGGCGUUGUUUCGCGAACUAUAAUCAAACAAAGAUCGUCUUGCGAUCUACGGAAAUACAUCGUCUAUGUUGAUGUGGCCAAAUACCUACCCUGGAUUGAACAACAGAUAUCGAUGUAAAGCUUAUUCGAAGACGCAGUACUUAUGUACAGUUACGCGUAAGGAUUAAACAGUCAUGAAUUCUGUCUGUUGUGUGGCGCAGAGAAAUGUGCGCUGCUUAGUAAACAAAUGAACGCAAAGAUCCAAGUUCAAAUCCAC
Molecule: messenger RNA, 938 nt
Organism: Vollenhovia emeryi
Lineage: Eukaryota; Metazoa; Arthropoda; Insecta; Hymenoptera; Formicidae
Product: serine protease gd-like
Exons: 3
Coding region: 90-800 (236 amino acids)
Biological process (GO): proteolysis
Molecular function (GO): serine-type endopeptidase activity
Source: RefSeq, a predicted model, not a curated record